CUCUUUGUGCUCCAAGUCCACUUCUUCCUGUAGUUCUGUAUUUCUCUAGAGGAACUUUCUGAUUGCAGGGGUGUAGAAAGCAAGUUAAAUGUUCCCAAUGAGGCUUUUUGAUCUGAAAGUCCAUGAAUUGAGCUGUGUCCAUUUGAUAUAGUGGACUGAAAUGAAAGAGCAGGGGAGAGAACAUUAAUUUUUGUGAGCUAAGCUUGAGCCUCCCUUUUUAUUCUGAAAGGUAAUUUGAUUUAAUUAUUUGCCCUUAGGGUAGAGUGUUCUUGAAUGAAAAAAAUAAUUAAAUAGAAACAGGACAGUGAUCUUUGUGCUAGUAAGGGCAUAUGAAUAAUAGCACUAUGACCCACUGGCAGAGGAGGGGUAGGGGAGGAAGCAAAACACUGGGCGCUGGGAGUCCCUCUUCAUUGGUCAUCCCAGAGCAUCAUGUGGCCACAGCUCCUUUUUAAAGAUAAGUACUCUUCUCCUGGAGCUCAUAAUAUUCCCCUGUCCUGCAUUUCUGUUUGAACCUGUGGAAGACAUCUUUCUAACCUGACAAAAUGUGCGACCAAUUUGUGGGCACCUGGAAGCUCCUUAAUAGUGAGAACUUUGAGGACUAUAUGAAAGAACUGGGAGUGGGGUUUGCUACCAGGAAGAUGGCUGGGGUGGCCAAGCCUAAUGUAACUAUCAGCAUCAAUGGUGAUGUGAUAACCAUCAAAACAGAAAGUACCUUCAAAAAUACAGAGGUCUCUUUCAAGCUGGGUGAAGAGUUUGAUGAGACCACAGCAGAUGACAGAAAAACAAAGAAUGUCAUAACCCUAGACAAUGGUGUGCUGACCCAGGUGCAGAAGUGGGAUGGAAAAGAGACUAUCAUAAAGAGAAAAGUGGUGGAUGGGAACCUGGUGGUGGAAUGCACCAUGAAUAAUGUUUCCUGCAAAAGAGUUUAUGAAAAAGCAUGAAGAAGCCACCUUUACACAGGACUAAUGCUUAAAGCUGGAAUAAAACAACUUAACCAAAGGAGAAAAGCCCCACAAAUCUGUUUUAAAGAGAACUGUACUUUUUUCAGAUAUAUCCCAAAGCAGCUACAUGCAUUUAGUCUAAUUUGUUGUGCCUAUUCAAUAAAAUGUUCUGCUUUCUACAA
Molecule: messenger RNA, 1123 nt
Organism: Oenanthe melanoleuca
Lineage: Eukaryota; Metazoa; Chordata; Aves; Passeriformes; Muscicapidae
Product: fatty acid-binding protein, adipocyte
Exons: 4
Coding region: 543-941 (132 amino acids)
Biological process (GO): fatty acid transport
Cellular component (GO): cytosol; nucleus
Molecular function (GO): fatty acid binding
Source: RefSeq, a predicted model, not a curated record